This is a messenger RNA of Echinostoma caproni, 486 nucleotides long. Lineage: Eukaryota; Metazoa; Platyhelminthes; Trematoda; Plagiorchiida; Echinostomatidae. The record is from the annotation of a GenBank genome assembly.
AUGAAGUACACAUUCCACUGGUCUGACUACCUGGUAUUUGCCUUCUGGCUAGUGAUCUACUCCUUGGUCGGUAUCUAUUACCAAUUUCGUCCGCAAAUUCGCGCUAUUCUGUGCCGUGUUAAAUGCACUUGUCCCUGUCGGAAGAAUGAAUCAAACAAUAUCGAUUCCAGAAAAGAUUUGAACAACGUGGAAGACAAUAGCACGGAUACAGAAAGUCUGUUCCUUGGUAGACGCCAGCUGUCUCUUUUCCCUGUCUUGGCCAGUGUGAUGGCCAGUUUCUUGUCAGCCGUCUCAUUGAUGGGUACUUGUUCCGAAGUAUACCUCUAUGGGAUUCAAUUUAUUUUGAUGAUUGUGGCCUAUGUGAUUGGGUUCUCUUUGGCUUCGGAACUGUAUAUGCCGGUGUUUUACAAGUUGCGUGUAACCAGUGCUCACGAGGUGAGUGAUAGGUCUUAUACCUAUUGGUAUUUUGAUGAUGAUGAAGGAUGA